This is a messenger RNA of Lottia gigantea (owl limpet), 1338 nucleotides long. RefSeq lists its product as hypothetical. The record is from RefSeq and is a predicted model, not a curated record. The transcript has 13 exons. Bases 1 to 1338 code for a protein of 445 amino acids. Lineage: Eukaryota; Metazoa; Mollusca; Gastropoda; Lottiidae.
AUGUGUGAACUACAAGCUACAAUAGAGUUUGCUGUAGAAUUAAACAGGUUUUAUAAUGUGGACUUAUUUCAGAGAGGCUUUUAUCAAAUACGCACAUCCAUUCGCAUGUCACCAAAAUCACCUGCUAAAAUAGAAGUUUAUGUUGAUUAUAUUUCAGAAUGUGAUUCUCUACUUCCCUCCAGUAUAGUUGAUAAUGUAGCUAUCAGUAAAACAUUUCAAAUAUUAUAUCGUAACGAGGAUGUCUUAAUUAACGACCCUAUGAUAUUCAGAAUUCAUACUCUGGUAGACAGUACUAAGUUGGAAGAAAACCUGGAGAAUUUAGACAUGCAGUUAUGUGUAGAAUUAUGGUUUGGAGAGGAAGAUUUUGGAUCUACACUACUAGAGAAAAUGGAGAUGGUGAGUGAAAGAAUACUGCAGCUACAUUUUAAUCCUGUAAACGGCCUCCAUCAUCAUCUACCAGUUUUAUUUGACUAUUUUCAUCUAGCAUGUAUAGAGGUUACGAUACAUGGUUGUUUAAUAGCUCUACAUCAACCCUACUUAAAUAUGCCUAGACCAGCUAAAACAGCUUGGGCUAAUAAACCACCAGACCAGUCAACCCUAGAAACAGUUUAUUUUGGACCUAGACCACAAACAUCAGUAAGUUCUCUUUACUGCAACAUCAUCAUUAUCAUUGCCAUAUUAAAUCAAGCUAACGAUGUUCACAAAUUAAUCUGUAAAAUAUUAUUAUCAGCCUACGAAUCUUUACAGUCAACUUAUCAAUUCUACCUCACAAAAUUACCACAAAAUAAAACUAAACUAGUUACUGACCUUGCUAAAUCAUCACAAAAUAAAACUAAACUUAGGUGGGUUACCUACCUUGCUAAAUUACCACAAAAUAAAACUAAACUAGAUAUUAAAGAUUGUCAUGUUCGAUUGAAAAAAGUUUUAACUAAUUUACAGAGUAUAGAAGAUGAAGAUGAUUUAAUACAGACUGUUAUAACAGAUAUAACACAGCUGUGUGCCGAGAACGUUAUACUAUGGACCAAGUUUCUAGAAACUGUCACAUUGGCUGAAAAUGUACAAAGUUAUUUAGCACAAGAGCAUCAUACAGCUAGAGUGAAGAGGUUUGCUGAAGCAUUCUUUACCUUUGAAUAUCCCAAGAUUACUUGUCUUUCUUGUUAUGAUCCAAGUAUCCAUGGUCAUGAUGAUAUAGCGAAGACAGUAGCAGCAUCAGAUUAUUUCCAGAAUAUGCCACCAAUAGAUGUAGAGUGCCCAGAGAUAGAUGGAGAUAGUAACACUAUACCUAUUAUAUUUGAAGAUAUCUAUCAUGACAGUUGGAUGAAUGCUUUAGGUUUGUAG